Molecule: messenger RNA, 2236 nt
Organism: Periophthalmus magnuspinnatus
Lineage: Eukaryota; Metazoa; Chordata; Actinopteri; Gobiiformes; Gobiidae
Gene: dct
Product: dopachrome tautomerase
Exons: 8
Coding region: 562-2106 (514 amino acids)
Biological process (GO): melanin biosynthetic process from tyrosine; positive regulation of neuroblast proliferation; ventricular zone neuroblast division
Cellular component (GO): melanosome
Molecular function (GO): dopachrome isomerase activity; oxidoreductase activity
Source: RefSeq, a predicted model, not a curated record
UUUUACUGUAUUGAAAUAUAAUACGGAAUUGUAAUAAGCUUUGCAGUCCCAAAAGUGGUUGGAUUAUAGAUCUUCUAAUUAUGAUGUUUUCACAGAUGCAGUGGCCAUAAGACUCACUCAUCUGGGGACACCGUUUUCAUUUAUCAAAAUUACAUAUUUCUCUUAUCAGCACACAUUUGACAAUAAUCUAAUAUUUUUUCCUAGAAGUGUAAUAUCACUUGCUAUCGCUUUUGCACAACUAACAGUGAAACAAAUAGUGUUUUUCUGUAGUACUUGGUCUCCCUCAGGCUAGUCGCUGUAGCAUAUGCUUAGUGCAACUCACAGUCUUGCAGUCAGGUGGGGAUCACAAGACGAAUGGUCUAAUCCCCUUCACUACAAAAGCACGCUCCAAAUCACUUUCUUUCUUAAUGUGUGUAAAGCCCACUGGAACACAAGAUGAUCCGCCUAUAAUUUUCUGAUUUCUAACUAUUGCUGUAACUAAUUUGACAGAUACACUAGAGAGAAAGCGCGGCAAACCGUUUUUACACCUCUCUCGGGAACUAAUUUAGCAAAAACAAGAAAAUGAAGUUUAUUUGUGUUGGAUUCUUCUGUUUGCUGGUGGGGACUAACCUUGCAGGUGCUCAGUUCCCCCGCGCUUGCUGCACAGUGGAAAGCAUACAGACCAAGCAGUGCUGUCCAGCCUUGGGGUCGGAUCCGGCGAACAUCUGCGGAGCUCUGGAGGGACGAGGGAGCUGCGUGGCCGUGCGAGUGGACACCAAACCCUGGGGAGGACCCUACAGACUCAGGAACGUGGACGACAGGGAGAGAUGGCCCACCAAGUUCUUCAAUCAAACUUGUAGAUGUAACGGUAACUUUGCUGGUUUCAACUGUGGUCAGUGUAAGUUUGGCUGGACCGGGCCUAACUGUGACCAGAGAAAAGCCCCCGUUGUGAGGAGAGACAUUCACAGCCUGAGCCCCGGGGAGCUGGUCGAGUUCUUAGACGUCCUGGACCUGGCUAAAAGCACAAUUCACCCGGACUACAUGAUUGCGACGCAGCACUGGUUAGGCCUGCUGGGACCUAACGGCACCGAGCCACAGUUCAGCAACAUCUCAAUCUACGACUUCUUUGUGUGGCAGCACUACUAUUCUGUACGAGACACGCUGCUGGGUCCCGGUCGACCAUUCAAAGCCAUUGACUUCUCCCACAAAGGGCCGGCCUUCAUUACAUGGCACAGAUACCACCUGCUCAGUCUAGAGAGAGAUCUACAGAGGCUGAGUGGUAAUGAGAACUUUGCCAUCCCGUUCUGGAACUUCGCUACAGGGCAGAGUGAGUGUGACGUGUGCAGAGACGACAUGCUGGGGGCCCGGGACCCCGCCAACCCCUCCCUUAUCAGCAGACAGUCCCGCUUCUCCAGAUGGGGCGUGGUCUGCAACAGUUUGGAUGACUACAACCGCCUGGUGACCUUAUGUAACGGCACUAAUGAGGGCUUCAUCCAAAGAGGAGCCAUGGAGGGCGGCAACAUGUCCCUGCCCACCAUGAGUGACGUGCGGAGCUGCCUCGGCAUCAGAGACUUCGACAGCCCGCCCUAUUUCACCAACUCCUCCUUCAGCUUCAGAAAUGCUCUUGAAGGCUAUGAAAGGCCAGAUGGUGAACUGGAUGAAACAGUCAACAACCUUCACAACCUCGUUCACUCUAUGCUCAAUGGCACCAGCGCUUUGUCCCACUCGGCCGCCAACGAUCCCAUUUUUGUGGUGCUUCAUGCUUUCACCGAUGCUAUUUUUGAUGAGUGGAUGAGAAGGUUUGUCCCAUCCAACGGCACAUUCCCAGAUGAGAUGGCACCUAUUGGACACAACAGGGAUUACAACAUGGUGCCCUUCUUCCCUCCCAUCACGAACGAGGAGAUCUAUGUGGCGUCUGAACAGCUGGGGUACUCCUACGCCAUUGCCCUGGAGGCAGACAGCGGCUCUCCUGUGAUCGUGCUGGGCUCCACUCUGGGGGGAGUGUUCAUCGGGCUACUGGUGCUGCUGCUUAUCUUGGCACUCUACAUGCGUCAGCGCAGAAAGACAGGCUUCGAACCUCUGAUAAAGGCCGACUUCACCAACAAGAAGUACACUGAGGAAGCCUAGAGUCACCCCCCAACGCCAGGACAGCUUAUGUCACAUGACCCCACUGUAAAACAAUUCAUGUGUAAAUUAUGUUAAUGAUUGAAAGUCUAAAAUGUAUAGAGAAUAAUGUUUUAUCUUCUUGAAAUGGCAA